Verticillium alfalfae VaMs.102 is the source of this 2018-nucleotide messenger RNA. RefSeq names its product septin-11. Gene Ontology annotation, cellular component: microtubule cytoskeleton; cell division site; septin complex. The record is from RefSeq and is a predicted model, not a curated record. Bases 1 to 1200 code for a protein of 399 amino acids. Gene Ontology annotation, molecular function: molecular adaptor activity; GTP binding; GTPase activity. The transcript has 4 exons. Lineage: Eukaryota; Fungi; Ascomycota; Sordariomycetes; Glomerellales; Plectosphaerellaceae. Gene Ontology annotation, biological process: cytoskeleton-dependent cytokinesis.
AUGUUUGCCUUCUUCCAACGCAUCUCCCGCCGUGUCCCCCCCGCCGCAACGGGCCGCCGCGGUUCCCGCCCCCUUGGCCGCCGCGCCUCCAGUGAAUCCGGACUCGGCAAGUCGACUCUCGUGAACACACUCUUCAACACCUCGCUCUACCCUCCCAAGGAGCGCAAGGGACCUAGCCUCGACAUUGUUCCCAAGACUGUCUCCAUUCAGUCUAUCAGCGCGGACAUCGAAGAAGCUGGCGUUCGGCUGCGCCUGACUGUUGUCGAUACCCCUGGUUUCGGCGACUUCGUCAACAACGACGAGUCCUGGCGCCCGAUUGUCGACAACAUCGAGCAGCGAUACGACGCCUAUCUCGAUGCUGAGAACAAGGUGAACCGCAUGAACAUCGUGGAUAACCGCAUCCAUGCUUGCGUGUUCUUCAUCCAGCCUACUGGCCACUCCCUGAAGCCUCUGGACAUCGAAGUCAUGCGCCGCCUGCACACCAAGGUCAACCUGAUUCCCGUCAUUGCCAAGUCUGACACCCUGACCGACGAGGAAAUUGUUAGCUUCAAGGCCCGCAUCCUCGCCGACAUCAAGUACCACGGAAUCCAAAUCUUCGAGGGCCCGAGGUACGAGCUCGAUGACGAGGAGACCAUUGCCGAGAACAAUGAGAUCAUGUCCAAGGUUCCCUUCGCCGUGGUUGGUGCUGGUAACGAGAUCACCACCGCCGACGGUCGCAAGGUUCGUGGCCGUGCCUACCCCUGGGGUAUCAUCGAGGUCGACAAUGAGGAGCAUUGCGACUUUGUGAAGCUUCGCCAGAUGCUCAUCCGCACCCACAUGGAGGAACUCAAGGAGCACACCAACAACACACUCUACGAGAACUACCGUACCGACAAGCUCAUCGCCAUGGGCGUGUCCCAGGAUCCCAGCGUGUUCAAGGAGGUCAACCCCGCUGUCAAGCAGGAGGAGGAGCGUGCGCUGCACGAGCAGAAGCUCGCCAAGAUGGAGGCCGAGAUGAAGAUGGUCUUCCAGCAGAAGGUCACCGAAAAGGAAAGCAAGCUCAAGCAGAGCGAAGAGGAGCUCUACGCUCGCCACAGAGAGAUGAAGGAGCAACUAGAACGCCAACGGAUGGAUCUCGAGGAGAAGAAGCAGAGGAUCGAGAGCGGUCGUCCCAUAGAGGGCAAGGAGACCAAGAAGAGGGGAGGCUUCUCGCUCCGCUAAGGUGGUCAGCGCCCCUUGACGUUGCCUUUCGCCUACUCGCUUCUUCCACGACCCCAUGUUUGAGUACCCAUGAUGCCCAUACACACAAAGCUCAAUGCGCCUCUUUGUCAGAUUCUAUUCUUGUCUUUUCUUACCACCGCCCUUCUCUCGACCUCUUUUUUUAAUCACACUCUCGCAAGCUUUCCUUUAAUCAACGGCGACCCUUCAUCGUCAUCCAAAAGUCUUUCCAUGAAGCAGUCAAGCAGUGGGUUAAUGCAGGCUAUGAACGGAAAGACAAAAUCCAGAAAAGAUUGCAGAUUGCGGAUCGAGCUUCUGCGAGGCCACGAUCAUGACGACUAGGAGUUCUUGGGGCACUUUAACCAGCGACACUGUUUUUGUCCUGCCCUUCGUGGUGGAGGGCGAAGCAAGAGACGCUGCGGAGAAGCAAUAGCUGGACAGCAGAGGCAAACUGCCGUAGCAAAGGAUCGAAAUCUUGUUCUUUUGACGGAACGGUUUCGCCACCCAUCUCGGGUUUCUCUUAAUAUGACGGCACUCUCAAUACCCCUGAUACCUUUGGAGCCUUGUUUUAUCCCUUGCAGUUCCUAUAGGGCUCCUGUCGUUGCGUAGCGCUGCACGGCUUGUUUGCGACUGUUGUGUUUGUAUUCUAGUCGGAUAAGGCUAUAGAGGUGCGGAGGUGUGGAAGAUGGGAAGGGUUUUGGUCAGUCCAUUGUGCGUCUGACGAGAGCUGUCCUCCGGUCCCUUAGCAUGUCAUUUCCCUUGCAGGUAUUCUUCCUUACUUAGUUACUGGUUUCGUCUGCGAAUUGAAGAUCAGUUUCCUG